Rhineura floridana is the source of this 5199-nucleotide messenger RNA. It is a transcript of the gene CLSPN, whose product is annotated as claspin. The record is from RefSeq and is a predicted model, not a curated record. Gene Ontology annotation, biological process: mitotic DNA replication checkpoint signaling; mitotic G2 DNA damage checkpoint signaling; activation of protein kinase activity. Gene Ontology annotation, molecular function: anaphase-promoting complex binding. The transcript is spliced from 24 exons. NCBI's taxonomy places the organism in Eukaryota, Metazoa, Chordata, Lepidosauria, Squamata, Rhineuridae. Bases 225 to 4133 code for a protein of 1302 amino acids.
GCCGCAGAAGAAACCCUCAUUCUUAGUUGGUUCGUGUCAGGGCGACAGCCAAUAAGCACGAAGAGAGGGCAGUCCCGUACGGACGGAGGCAAGCUGUGAUUGGCUGGGGGCUGAGAAGUGGGAAGGGGGCAAGCCCCAGCGAGAGCGCGAAGACUCGAACUGAGCCUCGCCAGGGCAGCUUUGGCGCUUGCCGUUCGUUUUUCUCUCCCGUCGGUGCCGGCGCCAUGGCAGUGGCGGCGAUGGCAGAGAUUCACUUGGAUGUCCAGGAUCUGAAAUCUCAGGAAACCUCUGACAGUGAUUCAGACAGUGGACAGGGCAGCUGCGAAAUGAGCUCUCCAGCACAGAUAAACAAAGGAGCUGAUGAUGAAGAUUCAGAUGGAGAGAUUUAUGUGAGUAAGAGAGUCAAAUGUAAGAAGGUUCUCUUAGACAGUGACAGUGAAAGAGAAGACCUUGUUCUUGAGAAAUUGGACACUGCAGCUGGAGAUGUGGAAAGCAUGAAGGAAAAUGAUGAUACAUUUGCUGCUAAGGAGAAUAAAUCCAAUGCAAUCUGCCAGGCUCUGCUAGGCAGCAACGACAAUGAUGAGAACAACCUGUUCCAUAAUAAGAACCUUGGAACAGACCCAGAGCUUGGCGUGCGUGAACAUAAGUUGGAGAACUCUGGGGGGAAAAACAAGAGCCAGGGAAUUAAUUGUGUAAAGGAAAUUGAUGGAAAAGAAAAGGGUGUUCCAAGGAAAAGGAGAAAGGAGAAAGAGAAGAAAAUGAAGGCCAUUAGACAGAUGAUAAAGAAGGGAAAAGCACAAGAACCGAAGGACAAUGGUGAUCGGUUUUCUUUCAAUGACAGUGGGUGUCUGCUGGCUGAUAAAGACCUCUUUGAGAAUGGAUUGGAGGAGGGGGAGGAUCCCCUUGUUCAAGAUGAAGAAUCUCUAGAGUUGAUAAAAGCUGCAGGGAAAGAGAAAGUGAAAAAACGGAAGGAGCGAAAGGCAGCCAAGUUAGGUAAGGAAGCCAUCAAACAGCUGCAUAGCGAGACUCAGCGACUUGUCAGAGAAGCUACUGUGCCUCUCCCAUAUCACCUACCAGAAGCCAAAAGUGUCCAUGAAUUCUUCAAGAGCAAACCUCGUCCUGCCUUCCAGGGAAGUGCUAUGGCUUUGCUAAAAUCAACUAAAUAUCAGCCCAGUCUAGAGGAAGAACGUUCUGUUCCAAAGAACCCAGGUACUGACUUUAGUGAGAGUGGGAGAGGACAGCUUUCCCAAUCAGCGGUGGGGGAAUCAGGAGCAGGACUUGAACUGCAAGCUUCAGCCUUUGCAAACCCUACUUCUGCCAGCACAGAUGGAAUGUCUGCUGGAGAAGUGGAAAACGUGACGAAAAAUGGUCUUGAGGAAAAUGGACAGAAUGGUGAUUCCAAAACUGGAUGCCUUAGGGAGGAGUUGAAGUCUGGAAAGCAAGAGAAGCCUAAUCAAAUCCCUGCUGAAUGCAUCAAAUCAGUAGAGAACGAAGUGGAAGAAAACUUACUUGAGCUAACGGAAGACCAAUCCCUGGAAUCGUGUGUAAAGCCCAAAGAUGUUGUACAGCCACAGGGAGUAGCAUUGCUAGCUCCUGGUGAAAAAACAAAGAACUUGAAGCUGGAUCGGCUUCGGAAGCUGGGAGUGGACCUGACCAUCAAGCCUAGACUGUGUUCCAGGGAUGAUUCGUUUAUUAAUCUAGAUGAGCCGGAAUCUAACAGAGAGCUGGAAGCUUUGAAGGAACGUUUUGUGAAGCAUGCCCUUCACACAACCAAGCCAAAACCAGAACGUACGAUGAGCUUGAAUAUUAUUCGUAAAGAGACAACUAACGAGGGCAAGGAGGAGCUGAGAGCAGAUGUGGUGGCAGUGACUUUGGCUGCAGAGACUGUAGAAGGUGCAACCCACACCAAGCCAGGUGAAAAGUUACAAAUGCUUAAGGCUCAACUGCAGGAAGUCAUGAAGCUCCGCAGGAUGGAGGAACGCCAGAAGCGGCAAGCAUUGUUUAAACUGGAUAAUGAGGAUAUGAUGGAAGAGGAGGAGGAGGAAGAGGAGAUGACAGAUGAGUCUGAUGAAGAAGAGGAGGAAGGCAAUCAAGAGACACUAGAGAAUCUUCUUGGUGAGACAGAGGAAGAUAAUGAGGACCUGAAAAAGCAGGGCCAUGCAGAUAGUGACAAAGAAUCUGACAAAGAAUCAGUUGAUGAGGAACGAGCAGCAAAUUUUAGUGCUGUUCCGAAACCUUCCUCCACAGAGUCUACAUUGCUGCUGUUCAAGGACAACUCUUCAAAAACAGGGUGUUCUCUUCCAGGUGAAAAAGCUGAGAUGGAAGAAACUGUGGGCAGAAAACAAAACAAGCCAGAAGAUGAAGAUUCAUGUCUACUGCCAAACUUGGCAAAGGAAAACAGCCACAACAGCAGCUUUGAGCUGAUUGGUUCCAUGAUUCCCUCCUAUCAGCCUUGUAAUAAGCAAGUGGCACGUGGGGGCAACUUUCUGUCUGCCAUUGGAGUCGUCCGCUCUCCUUCUCCUGGCUUUUUCAAAACAAGCUUUAUCAGUUCUGCUUCUAAGAGUUCAGGAAAGGCAUCCGAGCCUUCCCUACCUAUAGACGAUUCCCAAGAUCUCUACAACACUACCCCUGAAGAGAAAAGCCCAAUCACAACAGCUGGGAGGUUCCAGUUUCAAUUCUCCCUUGAAGAUGACACCCAGAGUCAGUUGCUCGACGCAGAUGGGUUUUUGAAUGUUGGCCAUCACCGGAACAAAUAUCAGUCACCCAAGGAUCGCCUACCUUUGGCUAGCAUGGAUGAGAAUGCAAUGGACGCCAAUAUGGAUGAGCUCUUGGAUCUGUGUUCCGGCCAGUUUGCCUCCCAGAACAAGCAUCCACCCAACACUUACAGUGGCAAGAAGCGAAACAUGGAGGAGCUGCUUGGCCUUUGCUCUGGAAAGUUUACAUCUCAGAAUUCUCCCAUUUGCGACUCUUCAGCAACCCCUAAACUGGAAAAAGAGAGCAGCACUGAUGAUCCAAUGGCUGAGGCAGUGGCUCUUUGUUCUGGCUCUUUUUCAACUGACAGGGAAGUGGAGGAGAAGUAUGAAGAAGAAGAAUUUGGAGAUUUCCAGCUCUUAACAGAUGACCACUCCUUUGAUAGCGAAGAAGAUGAAAAGAACAAAGGAGAAGAGGAGAAGGAGGAAGAGGAAGAAGAGAAUGAUCAGGAAGAAGAAGAGGGUGAUGAUGAAUUAGACGAUGAUGAAGAGGAAAUGUUGAGACGAAGAGAAGGAAUGAAGAAGAAAUUCAAGUUGCAGGACUUCAUGGAAGAUGAGGCCGAGCUGUCAGGAAGUGAGGUGGGAAGUGAGGACGAAUAUGAUGGCGAGGAUCUUGAUGAGUAUGAAGAAGAAGUCCUUGACGAGGUCCUUCCUACAGACGGGGAACUCCAGGACCAAGUCAACAAAAUACACAUGAAGGUGAUGCUGGACGAUGACAAACGGCAGCUGCGCUUGUAUCAGGAGAGAUAUCUUGCUGAUGGGGACCUGCACAGUGAUGGCCCUGGGAGAAUGAGGAAGUUCAGGUGGAAGAACAUAGAUGAUGCUUCUCAGUUGGAUAUGUUUGACAAUGAUGUGGACAAUGAUGAUGAGAAUGAAGAUCAUCUCGAUGAGACAGAGGCCAAGUGGAGGAAGGAACGCUUUGAGCGGGAGCGGUGGCUUCGGGAACAGUCUGAGAAAGGGGAAGAGGAGGAUAUUAAUGAAAGCAGCCAGUUCAUGAAACUGGCAAAGAAAGUCACUGUCAAGUCCUUACAAAAGAAAGCAACCUCUGCUAUACAGGAAACUAAAUUGCUACCCAGAAAUCCAUUUGAAACGUUCUGUCCUGCCAGCAAACCACAGUUGAAAACUGGAUCGUUGCUGAAUCGGCCCAAAGCAGUCCUACAGAAACUGUCAGCCAUGUCAGACCUCAACCCGAAUGCCCCCAGGAACUCACGAAAUUUCAUUUUCCAGACACUCUCCCCAGUUAAGAGCGAGGAAACGAGGAAGAAGUCCAAACCCCAGGUCAAGAAAAGAGCUCCUGUCACCACUGCAGCACCUUCUCCCAAACGGCCACGGCAUGAUAGCAUUCAAGAAACUCGGAGUAUAUUCCAGUACUUGGAGCGAUAAAAGAUGGCAAUGGAUAGCGCUAGUUGCUGUGGGCCUGUUCCUGUUCCAGCUGCUGUCUAUGCUAUGCAGACAUCUCCAGGCAAGGAAGUGAUGCUACUCUGUGUAGUCUGGUACCAUUUGGAAAAUAGAUGCCUUGAACAUCCUAUGCCGGGGCUCAUCGCUUCAGCUGAAUUCUCGCUUCUUGGGUACAAAUAAGAGAGCAGGUGAAAGGGUUUGCUCUACCUGUUGGAUGCAGCUCCAGCUGGAGUACUAAUUGAACCUGCACUUCUCUGUAUUGGUCUCCUCUUCAACUUAUUUAGUCUGUGUUGCAUUCCCAUGAAGGGCUCCAGGUUGAGCAGGCCAGUCAUUAAAGGCUGUUUUUUCAUGCUUUUUUCUUUUUAGUAAUCACUAUGAAGGCUGAAUAUCUCUUUCCCCACUUGUUUCCCCAGUUAAUAAUAAUAUGUAUCUCAGAAGGUUCUAGGCACCUUGACAUAUAUCUCAGAAAGUUGUAGAUUAUUUUCAAAUUGAGUUUUUUUUACUUUUCUAAAGGCAAUUUUGUAGUAGAACAGGAUAAAUACAUACUACUUCUGUUCCUCCACCUCAUUUUCAUGGCCAACUGCCCCGUCUCCCCCCCCUCAACUUUAAAAAACAAACAAACCUUGAAUUUGCAUUGAGGAAGAAAACUGAGGCAGGGAAUAUCCUCUUAUCACAACUGCCCUUCCUUUUCAGUCUUCCAUAACUUUACUUGGACACUUUAAAGCUUUUAAAAUGAAUAAUAGAGGACUGGCAAAUAUAAAAAAGGGAUAUUGUUUACAGCUACAUUCAGUUUUGAGGCCGCAUUUGAAAGCUGGAAGGUGAAUGGAAUAAUGCAACAUGUUUAUGGCUACAUUUAGAAAGUGUUGCACCAAAGACAUGGUUCAGCAGCAUCCUGCCUGACGAGUAAUCCUGAUUUGUAAAUCUAUUCUGUAAGAGUGUGUGUGUGUGAGACUAAGUAUUGUGCAAACAAAAAUAAUGGGUGUGUAUGAUGUCUAUAAAAGGAUGUGAUGCUUUGCAGAUUUUCCUAAUAAACAAGUGUUUUUAAAAUAUA